Puntigrus tetrazona (Sumatra barb) is the source of this 1201-nucleotide messenger RNA. Its product is annotated as GDP-L-fucose synthase-like. Gene Ontology annotation, biological process: nucleotide-sugar biosynthetic process. The transcript has 10 exons. Gene Ontology annotation, molecular function: GDP-L-fucose synthase activity. The record is from RefSeq and is a predicted model, not a curated record. NCBI's taxonomy places the organism in Eukaryota, Metazoa, Chordata, Actinopteri, Cypriniformes, Cyprinidae. Bases 148 to 1116 code for a protein of 322 amino acids.
UCUUGACGUCAGCAUUUGUCAUAUGCCUUUUUACAAGCAGUAAGCUGAGGGCCUCGAUUUAGUACUGCCUGUCCUUCCCUUUUUUACAGAAUGCGAGAGUGAAAACAAGGAAACAUCUGACUGCACUAUAGAAACACCAGAGAGGAGAUGGAGAAGUCAGUCGGGCCGAUGCGUGUGUUGGUGACGGGCGGCAGUGGGCUGGUGGGGCGAGCGAUAGAGCGGGUGGUGAGAGAGGAGGGUGGAGGAAAAGAAGGAGAAACAUGGAUAUUCUUGUCAUCCAAAGAUGCCAAUCUUGUGAGCGCUGAAGAGACGAGAGCAGCGUUUGAGAGACAUCGUCCAACACACGUUAUUCAUUUGGCCGCCAUGGUGGGCGGACUCUAUAAAAACAUGAGACAGAACCUGGACUUCUGGAGGAAUAAUGUGCACAUCAAUGACAACGUGCUGAACAUGUCUCAGGAAUUCGGGGUGGUGAAGGUCGUUUCCUGUCUGUCUACGUGUGUUUUUCCAGAUAAAACCACCUACCCUAUAGAUGAGACUGUGAUGCACAACGGUGUCCCCCAUGAGUCUAAUUAUGGUUAUGCCUACUCCAAACGCAUGAUUGACGUCCACAACAGGGCGUUAUAUCAGCAGUACGGUUUGAAAUACACAGCCGUCAUCCCCACCAACAUGUUCGGACCCCAUGACAACUACAACAUUGAGGACGGUCACGUGAUGCCGGGGUUGAUCCACAAGACGUACCUGGCAAAGAAGGAAGGUAAACCUCUGGAGGUCUGGGGUACAGGUCGGGCUCUGCGGCAGUUCAUCUAUUCUCUGGAUCUAGCUCGUCUGUUUCUGUGGGUUCUGAGGGAGUAUGACGAGGUGGAGCCCAUCAUUCUGUCAGUUGGGGAGGAGGAUGAGCUAACUGUAAAAGACACUGUGGACGCUGUGGUUGAAGCAUUUGGGUUCAAAGGGGAAGUGAUUUAUGAUACUAGUAAAUCAGACGGCCAGAUCAAGAAAACCGCCAGUAACGCCAAACUACGCAAAUACCGGCCAGACUUCAAGUUCACGCCGUUCAGACAAGCCGUCCAGGAGACUUGUGAUUGGUUUGCAGCCAAUUAUGACUCCGCCCGUAAAUAAAGAUCAUUACAUCUGAUUGGCUGUGGGGAGUUUGAACAACAAAAGCCUGACUGAUCAAUUAUUCUAAACAAUAUUUUUCUUUUAU